UCGGACAAACUUCCAGUCGGACAUCUCCGGCUAAGCCUUCAGAGCUAUGGUCAGAUGCCGAACGGACUGCCUGGAAAAGCCCCUGCGGGUCUGCUUUGAAAUGACGGGUCGUUUUAUCGGCUCCCAUCCCUGGUGGUUCCUGGUCGUCCCGCUUAUCGUCUCCGCUGCUCUGGGAAGCGGGUUCUGUUUUCUCCAGGACAGACUGUCCAAUGACAUCGAGGAGCAGUUCACCCCUGUUGACGGACUGGCCAAGAUGGAGAGGAAAUACAUCGAAGAAACCUUUCCCAGAAAUAGCUCCAUGUUCUCAAGUUUCAGGCUGAGCACCGAUGGCAGUUACGCCACUCUGAUGGCAACAAGUGAUGGGAACGUUCUGACUGCUGAGUUGCUUCACAACAUCCUCGAUCUGGACUUGAGGGUCAGAAGCAUGCAGGUGGAGUUUGAAAACGACUCUUUUCAAUAUGGUGACGUCUGCGCCAAAGUGAUGGACUCCUGCGCCUCCAGUGAUUUCCUAGAUGUAAUAGAGUACAAUGCCAGCCAUGUGAAGUCCAUCAACUUGACUUUUCCCUGGUAUCGCACUGAUUGUAAAUCCGUCCCUUUAUAUUUAAGCCUGGGGAGUGUGAAAGUUCACACAGAAACUUCCUUUAUUGAGAGUGCUAAAGCAGUGCAGCUCCGAUACUACUUGGACGAGAGCAACCAGACAAAAAAUAACUUGUGGUUGGAAAGCUUUAUCGGCUUACUCUCAAAUGAGUCUGAGUCUUCUCUUCAGAUGUCAUACACCACUUCAAAGUCAAUGCAGUGGGAAUUUGAGAAAUCCCCAGCUUCUGUCAUCUAUUUAUUCUCCAUCGCCUAUGCUGUUGUCAUCCUGUUUUCGAUUGUGACUUGUUGGAGGCUAGACAGUGUGAGGACCAAAGUUUGGGUGGCCUUCUGUGGAGUUCUUUGCACAGGCCUAGCAGUCAUGAGUGGAUUCGGAGUCCUGUUGCUGCUGGACCAACCUUUUGUCAUGACAGCUGCCUCCUGUCCUUUUAUGAUCUUGGGCAUCGGGCUGGACGACAUGUUCAUCCUGAUCUCCUGCUGGCAGAGGACCCGCGUCCUGGACGAUGUUCCAGACCGACUGGGCGCGACAUACAGAGACGCCGCCAUCUCCGUCUCCAUCACCACCCUCACCGACGCUCUGUCUCUCUUCCUGGGCUGCAGCUCGCCCUUCGGCUCAGUCCGGUCCUUCUGCCUCUAUGCUGGCAUUUCCGUUUGCUUCUGCUAUUUGUACAGCAUCACCUUCCUCGGUGCGUGCAUGGCUCUGAAUGGACUGAGGGAAUCGGAGAAAAGACACUGGUUCACCUGUGCCCGAGUGCCGGAGGACUCUCAAUCAAGACCUUCAAACGCAUUCAGGGUGUGCUGUGCAGGGGGCGGUUACGACCACACAACUGAAAAGGAGGAAACUGAGCCCAUGUCUCGUUUUUUUCAGCAUUUCUUUAGUCCAUGUCUCAUCCACAAAGGGACUAAAGUUUUUGUACUUGUGAGUUAUGCAGGCUAUUUGGCCGUAAGCAUCUACGGCAUUGUCCUGCUGAAGGAAGGACUCGACAUCAAGAACCUUGCUUUGGACGACUCCUACCUAACAAGAUACUACAGGCACCAAGAGGAGCACUUCUCUAAAUAUGGCUACAACGUGAUGGUGGCGGUGAAACAACCCAUUGCAUACUGGAACGAUAGUGACCAGAGGGAUCUAGACUCUUGCAUUUCAAGUUUUGAAAAACUGGACUUUGUCAAUAGCACAUACGCUUGGUUCACCUCCUACAAACACUAUGCUAGCACUUCUGAGCUGAAUAUUAGCUCCGAAGAAGCCUUCCACUCCCAUUUGUCUCACUUCUUGGAGCUCAACCCGAUGUUUAAACUAGACCUCAAUUUGACAGCAGGAAGCACCGUACAGGCCUCUCGCUUUUUUGUUCAAACACUAAACCACUCCACGUUGAAGGAUAUGAUGACCGGACUCAGGGUGACUGCAGAGGAAUGUCCAAUUGAGCUGCUGGUGUACCACCCUGCUUUCAUCUACUUCGACCAGUACAUGGUCAUCUCAGACAGCACCAUUCAGACCAUCCUCGUCGCUGCCAUGGCAAUGCUGCUCGUCUCACUGACGCUGAUACCCAAUCCCCUUUGCUCCGUCUGCGUGGCCUUCUCCAUUUGUUCAGUGGUCGUUGGCGUUGCAGGGUUCAUGUCGCUGUGGGGGGUCAGUCUGGACUCAAUAUCCAUGAUUAACCUGAUCAUGUGCAUCGGAUUCUCUGUCGAUUUCUCUGCGCACAUUUCGUACGCUUUCGUCUCAAGUCCCAAGGGUGAUGCCAAUGAGAAAGCUGCAGAGGCUUUGGGCCACCUGGGCUAUCCGAUACUGCAGGGAGCGCUGUCCACUGUUUUAGGAGUGGUGGUGUUGUCCGUGUCUGGGAGCUACAUCUUUAGGACGUUCUUCAAGAUCAUGUUUCUUGUGAUCGCGUUCGGCUUGCUCCAUGGCCUUGUGUUUAUUCCGGUCUUUCUCACACUGGUCGGUGCUUACAGUAAGGGUUGUUAA
Molecule: messenger RNA, 2554 nt
Organism: Fundulus heteroclitus (mummichog)
Lineage: Eukaryota; Metazoa; Chordata; Actinopteri; Cyprinodontiformes; Fundulidae
Gene: ptchd3b
Product: patched domain-containing protein 3
Exons: 4
Coding region: 47-2554 (835 amino acids)
Cellular component (GO): membrane
Source: RefSeq, a predicted model, not a curated record